Messenger RNA from Callorhinchus milii (elephant shark), 3473 nucleotides. It is a transcript of the gene rbm27, whose product is annotated as RNA binding motif protein 27. Gene Ontology annotation, biological process: mRNA processing. Gene Ontology annotation, molecular function: metal ion binding; RNA binding. NCBI's taxonomy places the organism in Eukaryota, Metazoa, Chordata, Chondrichthyes, Chimaeriformes, Callorhinchidae. Gene Ontology annotation, cellular component: nucleus. The coding region runs from base 44 to 3112 and encodes 1022 amino acids. The record is from RefSeq and is a predicted model, not a curated record. The transcript has 22 exons.
CCCCCCUUCCCUUCUCCUCACACCUCACCAGCCCCCGAGGAAGAUGAUCAUUGAGAACCUGGACGCCUUCAAAUCGUGGCUGUCAAGGGCACUGGACCCCAUCUGUGAUGCUGACCCCUCGGCUUUAGCGAAGUAUGUGGUGGCUUUAGUUAAGAAAGACAAACCGGAAAAGGAACUGAAGGCUUUGUGUGUGGAUCAGUUGGAUGUGUUUCUGCAAAAAGAAACCGUUGGUUUUGUGGAUAAACUCUUUGACGCUUUGAGCGCAAAGAACUACGUGCCACCGUCAGAACAGCUUGUCCAGGAGGCGUCAAAGCAAGAAACAAAGCCCCCUUGGCAAGAGGAAAAGAAAGAAAUUCCCUCCCUGUUUGACGAGGACCUCGUUGUAAGAAGAAGUUUAUUAAAGAAAAGCCACAGUCCUUUCAAAGUCGGGUUGGGGUUGGUUGAUAACAGAAAUCGCGAGGACAAAAAACGCGACGAGCGACGGCGCCGGGAUUUCGAACGAUAUUCUCACAACCGAGAUCCCUAUCGCGAGCGGUACGAUCGGCGUAGAGGUAGGAGUUACAGCCACAGUCCGAGCGGGAACACAAAUCGUAGCCGCAGCCAAAGUAAAGAUAGGACCCGGGACCAUGGGCGCAGCAAUAGCACCAGCAAAGAGCAACAUAAAGAGAGGUCGAAGUUUGAAUUAGAGCGAAACGAGGGCUCAGAGAACAUGUACGUUCCCAGCUCCACAUCGUCCAACAGUUCAGCCGAACAGUAUUUCUCUGGAGGACACGCUGCUGCUGCCAGCACAGUGACUGUGGUCGCUCCUGCCCACCACCCCGACAACACAACAGAGAGCUGGUCUAGUUUUUACAACAACCACAUGGGCACAAAUUCCUUCAGCAGAAAUGCGGGCCCCAAGCGCCGGUGCAGAGACUAUGAUGAGAAAGGUUUCUGCAUGCGUGGUGACCUCUGCCUCUUUGAUCACGGCAACGAUCCACUUGUAGUGGAGGAUGUGACUCUACCUGGAAUGAUUCCUUUUCCUCCGCCACCUCCAGGCUUGCCUCCGCCAGGCCACCAGCUGCCACCACCUGGGCACCACUUGCCUCCGCCCUUACCCGGUCCCCCUCCAAAUCUGAGGUUACCCCUUAUACCGCCACCCGGACAGCCGCCACCUCCUGGCAUCCAUCCUGUUACCGGACCACAUCCAAUUCCAAAGAGCAAUAUAGACGGCAUUGAAGUGUCUGGGACUAGUACAGUCCCCUCACUGCCACUCCCAGGAUUAAGACCCCCACCUUUACCUCAGUAUCCACCCUAUGCGACUUCAGAAUCGUCAAGCUUUGUGGAGGUUGAACUACAUUCAGAGAUUAAAUUCACUGACAAACAGAGAAUUAUACAUGUUCAUCGCCAAGAUAACUAUGAGCCUGAUGGAUAUAACCCAGAGGCUCCCAGCAUAACUGGGGGAGCUAGGCCUCAGUAUCGACACUACAUCCCACGGGUUCAGACUGAGCGCCCUAAUCUAAUCGGGUUAACGUCCAACACUAUGGAUGGUUGUUCACGAGUGCCUGUAAAGAUUAUCCAGGCUGAGACGUCUGCCACAACGGUGAUGAACAAUAAUGUUGCACGGGUCGUUAUCGAGCCAGAAUCCCGAAAAAGGACCGUGGUGCAUCUGGAUGGGCCUCCGAUGAAGAAACCUUGGAUGGAAAAGCCAAACUUUAACCAUCAGAACAAGCAGGGCUUUCAGAAGAAACCUCCGCACACCUACGAUAACACAAAGCUGGAGGUUCGCAAAAUCCCCAGGGAAAUGAACACCAUCACACAGCUCAAUGAGCAUUUCAGCAAAUUUGGUACAAUUGUCAACAUUCAGGUUGCCUUUGGUGGAGAUCCUGAAGCAGCGCUCAUCCAGUACUCGCAGAACGAGGAGGCCAAACGGGCCAUUUCCAGCACCGAGGCAGUAUUAAACAAUAGGUUUAUUAGGGUGUACUGGCACAGGGAGAACAAUGGAGUUCAGCAGUCACAGCAACAUCAACAUCACCAUCACCACCAAGUACAGUCACAGCAGUCAACAGUAUUGCAACACAGCUCCGUUCAUAAGAUAUUAAACCGGAAUCAAAGUCCAGGGUCUUUUGUUCUCACAAAUACACCAAGGAAACAACGAUUGGGGUCGUUGGGUGGAAGUCAACAGGAUGGGACGCAAACUAGUCCAAGCCAGCCUGGUGGUAUUGGAGAGGGUUCACAGGGACCGCCUUCUUCCACAAGCCUAGUAAAACCAGGAUAUAGUGCAGCUGCCGUCAAGACGACCCCCAAAUCCUCUGUUACAGUCAGUAAAGGGCUCGAAGCCAAAGAAGCCCUGAAGAAAAAACAGGAAGCUUUAAAGUUGCAACAAGAUAUGAGAAAAAAGAAGCAAGAAAUGUUGGAAAAACAAAUCGAGUACCAGAAGGUAUUAAUUUGCAAGCUGGAAAAAAAUAAAACGAUGAAAAAGGAAGAACGAGCCAAAAUAAUGAAAACCAUUAAAGAUUUGACGGAAAGAAUAUCGCAGCUGCGAGAUGAACUGAAAGCAACAUCUCCAUCAACAUCUUUACCAUCACAGCUCAAAUCAAAGUCUGAUGCACAGAAAGAGUUACUGGACGCGGAACUGGAUUUCCACAAGAAGCUGAACUCUGGGGAGGACACCACGGAUUUGCGGAAAAAACUGAACCAGCUCCAACUCGAGGCCGCACGGUUGGGAAUUCUUCCCGGAGGCCGUGGCAAGGCUUUGCUGGCGCGAGGUCGCGGGCGAGGCCGAGGCCGGAGUGUGAGGGGGAGAGGAGCGCAGAUGCACAUGGUGGUCGAUCACAGGCCCAAGACACUGACCGUGUUUGGCUUCACAGAGGAGGAAAAGGAGGAGUUAAUGCCACAUUUCUCAAAAUUUGGGGAAGUGGAAGAUCUUCAGGAUGAUAUCCCUCUGAGUGUUAGACUAACAUUCAAGUCAAGAAUUGAAGCAGAAAAUGCUGCCAAUCAGGGAGCAAAGUUUAAAGGAAGAAACCUUCAGAUCUCCUGGUACAAGACAAAAGCACCUUCAGUAUCAACGGAAGCAGAGGAGGAGGAAACAAAAGAAGAGCUCCAGGGACACCGUCAGGAAGGAGGUCACUGAUGAGGAAUCUAUAGCUGUAAUACAGCAAGGCAUUUGAUGCAUAAAGCAAUUAACUGGAAAAGCCCAGCACUUGUAGGACUGUAUUAUGGCACAUACUCCAUUCAAUGUAUAACGCACUGUUCUGGAAAAGAAAGUCAAGUAGGGAAAAUGUGAAAUGCAGUGGAUUUAAAAUAAUAACAAUAAUAAUAAAAAAGCGGGCAUCAUAUAUUACAUACCCCUCCCACUCAGCUCCCCUCCCCCCCUCAAAAAAAACAAGACGAAGCUGAUAUUGUGAUGCAUGCAUGUACAGUAUGUAUGUAGUAGAUAAAUUUAUGUACCAAAGAAUCUUGAAAUAAAACAUUUUGUUGCUGUUGUUUUGGAA